This is a messenger RNA of Trichechus manatus latirostris (Florida manatee), 1995 nucleotides long. RefSeq names its product IQ motif and ubiquitin domain containing (gene IQUB). The record is from RefSeq and is a predicted model, not a curated record. Gene Ontology annotation, molecular function: protein binding. NCBI's taxonomy places the organism in Eukaryota, Metazoa, Chordata, Mammalia, Sirenia, Trichechidae. Bases 1 to 1995 code for a protein of 664 amino acids. Gene Ontology annotation, biological process: cilium assembly. Gene Ontology annotation, cellular component: acrosomal vesicle; motile cilium. The transcript is spliced from 12 exons.
AUGGGAGAGGUUAUGUCACCCAUCCAGGUGUCAUAUACUUCAGCAAAUGAUGACAAGCAGUAUUUAACCAACUCAGAUAAUAAUAUGGUAUUUCUGGACGCAAUAAAGACUAUGAAGGAGUCUUUGCAAUCAUCAAGGCAAGAGUCUUCAGCAACAGUAAAAGUUGUACUUCUUCCUGUGGCCCAGGAAAUUAUAAUGCCUUUUAGAGUUGAUUCCAUGUUUAAACACCUCAAGGAUUAUUUUUCACACUUGUUAAAUGUUCCGUCUGAUGUACUGCAGAUAACUUCUUCAGGAAUAGUUCUUAAAAAUAAUGAGACUCUACUACAACAUGGAGUUAAACCACAGGAAAUUGUACAAGUGGAAAUCUCUUCUAAAAAUCCAGAUCUAUAUCAAAUCAGAAGAAUAGCUGGACUGAGUAAUGGCUCUCAAAUCAUAGCUGUCAGAGUAGAAACUGGUAUUGAUCAGUACCAGAAUGUAGCUGUUGAGAUUGUAAAAUCUGACUUUCACAAACCAUUUCUUGGUGGAUUCAGGCAUAAGAUAACAGGAAUAGAAUAUCACAAUGCUGGAACACAAACUGUACCCAAAAAAGUUCUUGAAAAAGUUGAUGUAUUUUGUAGGGAUACCCAGACAGUUCAUGAGAGAAGAAAGUUCCAACAGACUACAAAUACAACAUCCACACAGAUGACUAAAAUCGGUGUGUAUGUAUCAAAUAUGACUGAUAAACUGGGAACACCAGGGAGAUAUUUUACAGCAGCAGAAUACCAUGCUAGAAGAUUACAAGCGGUCAUAGUGUUACAGACUUACUACAGGCAAUGGCAUGCUAAAAUUGUGGUAGAGGAGUUAAGAAGACAGAAGAAGUUGAGGUUGGAGUGGGAAUUACAAGAAGAACUAAGGAAGAUAAGAGAAAAAGAGGAAUGGAUGAAAAUGGAUUAUUACCGGAGGCAUAAUCCUAAAACAGAAGAAGAUUUUGAACUUCUUUAUAAUGCACUGGAACACCUCUUCAAAUUAGAACAACAUUUUGUGUACGCGUGCUCAGCUCCAAAGGUAUGGAGAACACCUUUUGGCAAAAUAAUUGAGAUGGAUACACAGUUCACCAUCAGAGCCAGAGAACUGCAGAACAUCUAUAAAUGCAUUAUGCUGAAAAAUAUCUCUCAAGAUGAGAGGCUGGAUGUACUCUUAACGCUUAAACACACUGUGAAGGAACAUGAAUGUAAACUGACUCAGGAAAUUCUAGAAUUGAUUGACAGAGAGGUUGACCUUAUGAUGAGAGGAGUCAAAUGUCAUAAUCUAGAAGGACUCAGAAAAAGAAUUACAACACUCUUUCUUCAUUAUAUCAAAACACCUCUGUUUAAUCCUGAAGUUGCAAGACACCUUAAGGUCCCUCAAGACCCAUUGAAGUUUUAUAAGAAGAUUUACUUCUGCCACAGUUGCCAGCUCUAUUUGCCUUCUACGGAGUUUUCCAUAUCGUCCACCUCACAGCGCAUCUACCGGUGUCGUCAUUGCAAUAGCCUUGACAACGAGACUCGAAAACGAGAGUCAUUUUUGAAGUACAAAUGUUUACUACAGCGGCUCUACUUUUCAGAAGCUGAUUAUGAUGAUGAUUCUAAAAUUGCUUACCUGAUGCAGCUGCAAGAUAUUCAGCACCUAGUGGAGAACAUCUGGGCGUCCCAGUCAGCUCUCAGUGCUUGGGACGAUCUUAAUGAUCUGGUCAUGGUCAGGUGGGAGAAGUCCAUGCAGUGGGCCCCCUGGAACUGCAUUCUUCUUACCAAAAGUGAAGGCUUUGCUCAUCUCAAACUAGCAAGUGUGGAAGAGGGAUAUGAACCCUUGUUUAUUCACAAGAUCAAACACAAACAUAUCCUGGCUAAGAACUAUUUUUCUCAGAUUCCAGUGCUGGCUUCAUUCAUACUUGAUGAUGAAGAAAUGGAUGAGAUCAGGAUGAAGUAUCGCCCCAAAACAUCACCUAAGAUUAUAGAAUCCAAGGGACCCUGUCCUUAG